AAGCUGGAAAUAAAGCCUUUUUUAGAAGGAAACUUUUCCGUUUUGGGGAAAUUAAGGCUUCUAUUUUCCGAAACCAUGUACCCAUCUUUCAACAUGGAGAGCCACUUAAAUCUGAUGGAAACAUUUGAUUGCCAGAAGCCGGAAAAUAUGGUUGCUAGUUCUGUUGUGGAUCAGCUGAAUGCUUCAGAUGAGCUGUUGAAUCUUUUAUCCACUGAAGAGGAGUGUACGGCUAUUUUAAAUAAUAUUGCCAGCAAUAAUCAGUUUGGGACGCUCAGUGAUUUUGUGGAACUCACUGAUGUUCAACCUCUUUCGGGACGCCCAAGCGAUAUUCCAGAUAUGCAUGCCAAAGCUACAAAGGUCUCUGAAUUUACCUGCGAUAUUUGCCGGAAGGUAUUUGCAACUAAAAAACUGCUUAAGAAGCAUCUGAUGCGUCAUAAUGAGUUACCGGCAGUUCCUUGUGAAACAUGUGGAAAGGUUUUCAUGUUCAGAUAUGAGAUGAUUGCACAUUCCCGUUCCCAUUCUGGUCCGAGUUUUCAGUGCGAUAUUUGUUCUAAGAAGUUCAAACACAAAUCCAAUUUGAAUGCCCACAAAAAGCGCCAUUUGGAGCAAUUUACCACAUUCUGUGAUAUAUGCAGUAAAGGUUUCAUAUCUCAACAUGAAUGCAACCGCCACAAGAACUCAGUGCAUAUGGCGAAUGGAGGCUUUGUUUGCGAUACUUGCGGCCAAAUAUUGCGUACUUCAUCAGCACUAAAGGAACAUAUGGAAAUCCACAAUCGGCAGUCUGGACAUAAGAUGGAACAUAUCUGUAAUGUGUGCAAUAUAUCAUAUAGCACUAAUCGCAGUCUUAAGGAGCACUAUAAGAAAAUCCACUCUCAGAGAAAGCAAUAUGUUUGUUCAAUAUGUGGGAAAUCCUUGAGCAGUAAAAGCACUUUGGAAACGCACAUCAAAAUGCAUACUGGAUUAAAGGACUUCCACUGCAUAAUAUGUAAGAAACUUUUCGCCUCCAAAGGUUAUCUGCAAAUCCAUCAACGAAUCCACACAGGCUACAGACCCUUUCAAUGCACCAUAUGUCCGAAAAGUUUCAUGCAGAAAACCUCAUUGACCGAGCAUUUAAGGUAUCACACUGGAGAACGACCGUACAGGUGUGAAUGCGGAAGGAAUUUUAUAUCCAAAAGCCAUUUGAUGUCCCAUUAUAAAACUCAUGAUGUAGGAGGUGUUGAAAUUGAUUAUUCUAGUUAUCAGUUACAGGAUGCUGUGCAAUAAUGCACGUUUUAGAGCCUUGUUGUGUUUGUGUGUUUUUUUAUUGUGAGACACUUAAUUUCAGCGUAUUUUCUUAAAGCAAAACUUAGUUUUAGAUUGAUAUUCAAUACAGGUCAAACAGUUUCUUCCUUUUUCGUUCUGAGUCUGAAAGCGAAAUUUGCAUAUAUUUUUUUCAGUUUUCGUUAUAUUUAUACAUUAAAAUUGUUACAUUAAAACUAGCUUUUUAAUGUUUGUUCUGGUCAUUAACGACGUUAUUAUCUGAACAUGUUUGAUAAUAUAUUUGUAAAAACAA
Molecule: messenger RNA, 1552 nt
Organism: Dendroctonus ponderosae (mountain pine beetle)
Lineage: Eukaryota; Metazoa; Arthropoda; Insecta; Coleoptera; Curculionidae
Product: zinc finger protein OZF
Exons: 2
Coding region: 76-1263 (395 amino acids)
Biological process (GO): regulation of transcription by RNA polymerase II
Molecular function (GO): RNA polymerase II cis-regulatory region sequence-specific DNA binding; DNA-binding transcription factor activity
Source: RefSeq, a predicted model, not a curated record